GCAAUCCCCGCUGGUCUUGCUGGACGACCCCUUCUGCGCUUUGGACGAGGAGGUGGCGAAGCAGGUUUGCAGAUCACUGCUGUCACCCACAAGCGGUCUGCUGAGGCCGGAAAGGGGUCCUUUGGUAGGGUGGCUUGGAGUACCAAGUGAAGGUUUACAAUCAGAUCCUACAUACGAGUAG
Messenger RNA from Symbiodinium necroappetens, 181 nucleotides. The record is from the annotation of a GenBank genome assembly. Lineage: Eukaryota; Dinophyceae; Suessiales; Symbiodiniaceae.